Molecule: messenger RNA, 3280 nt
Organism: Megalobrama amblycephala (Wuchang bream)
Lineage: Eukaryota; Metazoa; Chordata; Actinopteri; Cypriniformes; Xenocyprididae
Gene: sgms1b
Product: sphingomyelin synthase 1b
Exons: 6
Coding region: 914-2140 (408 amino acids)
Biological process (GO): ceramide biosynthetic process; sphingomyelin biosynthetic process
Cellular component (GO): endoplasmic reticulum membrane; Golgi membrane
Molecular function (GO): protein binding; sphingomyelin synthase activity; ceramide cholinephosphotransferase activity
Source: RefSeq, a predicted model, not a curated record
ACUAAACACUGCUAUAUUCCAUAAAAAAAAAUAAGAAUUGACCAUUUUGAUGUCAUGGUGACUUCUCAUUCCAAAAAAUGAUGUGGAAUAUGAUAAUAUGGGUGGCAAAAUACCAUAGAUUAUAUUUGAAAAAGCCAUGAACUCGCAAUAUCAUGAAGCUGGGGUCUUAAACAGAUAAUUAUUCGUUAAUUAUUGUUUGAUUUCACACUAUUGAAAAACUUGAAGACCCCUAUCAUAGAGACUUAAGGUAGGCUCUUUUGACUUGGGCCAGUAGACAACCCCCCAGAACACCCUUCUAGAGUUUUGCUUUACCUAAAUUCCUCAGUAUAUAUCGUUUAUUGCAUUAAAAAAAAAAAAAAAAAAAAAAUUAAAGUGUAGGUUAAUGAAAAGUUUUUAGUCAGAUACUUUCAUUCACUAAUGCAAGCCAGAUGUUGUCCAUGAUAGAUAGUUCCCUUCCCCCUACUGCUGUAAUGUAAACAGUCCUGCCACACCCGUGGAAACACACUCGAGAGCUCCUGGAAUCCUUGCAGUCAGACGAGACAUGUGGUCCUGAUCAGUGUGUUUUUGCUCCAGCUCUCAGCUGUUCUGAGAACUAAAUGUGCUUCUUUUUGUAAAUACAAGAGGAUUAAAUCUUGUAGGCGGUUGUAGCAGUUCACUGUAAAGUUUCUUUUAAGGAGUUUCUACUCUGACAGUAAAUUAUGCUGAACUCGUGAGGAAAAUGAAACUCGACAGACAUUUCUGAAGAGGUUGUAGGUGUGCGUCAUAUUUGGAUUGAACUUCUGGAAGUUGUGAGCCAGUCUUCCCCGGAGCGCUUCACUUGUAAUGAGCGUGGUCAAAGAAGGACUUUGUGUUUCAUAGAAGUGUGUGCCUAUGUCGGAUUCUCCAUUACGUUUCAACGAGCUCAAGGGCUGAUAUGAAUAAAGUAGAGUCGUGGUCGGAGGAGGAGGUCUCGCUCUGGCUGACCGAUCAGGGCUUGCAGGAAUACUCUGAACUGUUGCAAAACUACGACGGACAGGCUUUAUUAAAUCUUACCACGGAUGACUUCAAGAGGGCAUCCCUCUCCAGGGUCACUUCAGACGGUGGUCGUUUGCUCCUGGAAAAGAUAGAGACUCUUAAGAUCGAGCAUCACAUCGAUGUCCACAAGAACGGACAUGUCAAUGGGCACAUGGUGUUGAAUCAUAACGGGAACGCUGGGAGUGCCGGCAAGGCUCAGCGGAAUGGCAUGGUGAACGGCUUCCACAAGGAACUGGUGCAGAUUUCCAUUCCAGAGCCAGCUUCUCCGCAGUUCCCUCCCGAAUGGGGAAAGACCGCCGUGGCUCUUGUCUAUGCCUUGUGCUGCUUCGUCUUUACUACCAUCAUUAUUUCUGUGGUCCAUGAACGUGUGCCUCCUAAGGAGGCAACUCCACCACUCCCUGACAAGUUCUUUGACCUUUUUGACCGAGUGGAGUGGGCUUUCUCUGUAUGCGAGAUCAACGGAAUGAUUCUGAUGGUCUUGUGGAUUAUACAGUGGAGUCUCUUAAAACACAAAUCAAUUGUUGGUCGACGCUUCUGUUUUAUCGUCGGGACGCUCUACCUCUACAGGUGCAUCACCAUGUACAUUACUACUCUUCCAGUGCCUGGCAUGCACUUCAAAUGCUCUCCAAAGCUGUAUGAUGACUGGGAAUCUCGGAUGCGGCGGGUGAUGAAAUUGAUCGCAGGAGGGGGUCUGACCAUCACAGGCUCUCAUAACUUGUGUGGUGACUACUUGUACAGUGGCCAUACAGUCAUGCUCACCCUCACUUAUCUCUUCAUGAAGGAGUAUUCUCCUAGAAGGUUCUGGUGGUACCACUGGGGCUGCUGGGUUUUGUGUGCAACAGGAGUGUUCUGCAUUCUUCUUGCUCACGACCACUACACAAUUGAUGUCGUUGUGGCCUACUUCAUCACCACACGUCUCUUCUGGUGGUAUCACACCAUGGCUAACCAACAAGCACUCAAAGAGACGUCCCAGACCAACUUUUUCACUCACGUGUGGUGGUACAGAUUUUUCCGUUACCUGGAAAAUAACGUUCCAGCCGUCGUUCCCCGCAGCUACCAGAAGCCCUUCUCGUGGCGAUCGCUGCAGUGGGGCCACGUGAAGUACACACGGAUAGAAUCGGAUUGACUGACAUGCAAACGGUCCGCUUUGGAAGUCGGUCUCCAAAACAUGUGCCCGAAGUGCCGGAACAAGCCUGACAUCGUAGCUAACCCCUUUAACUAACAGACUAGUCAUCCAAAGCUUCUCAUUCCUCUGUGACGUCCUCACAGGAUUGAUUUACGGAUGUAAAACUUGGCACGUAUGGGGCUAGGAACAAUAGAGAAACCAUGGUCGGUGAUAAGCAAGUGGUUUUCUGGGCUUGCGAUGGCCUGUAAUAUCAUCCUACGUCAAUAAAAAUUCAUUAAAAAUGAGCCAGCAAGCUAAAUGAGAAGUUAUUUAUUUUCCCGAAUAACUUGAAAGUGUCUCCAAGUAUCUUUGCCCCUGUUUACAGGCACAAAGCCAUAUUCUCGAGAUAUUUUUGUUAUCUCAAGUAAGCAAUUUAUUGACACAUUAAAUAUUGCAAAUCUGAGUAACGUAAAUCAGUUUUGUACAUUUUUCUAGUCGUCUGCUAAACAUGUGCUGUCAGAGAACGUUUAUAUAAAUAUAUAAUUUGUAUUUUUUUUGAACUAAUUCUUUAUUGUUUUGGUUUUUUACUUCGAGAGCUACAGAAGAUGUAUAUUGGGAUAUUGGAUAAUCUAAUGCUCCUCAGUGCCUUAAUAGUUCUAGCAGUCAACUGUAAUAAUGUAUUUAAGUUCAUUCAAAGACAAUUUCAGUGUUUUGGACUAUAUUCAGGGUGGUCAUGCUGUAACCACCCUUUGCGAACCACAUAUGCUUGAAACAGAACUCACCUCAUUGCCCGAAUGUAACAAUCCUGCUCGCUUUGAAAGAGUAUUUCCAUGAGAGUGUCAGCAAAGCUAAUUUUGUUGUCCAUGACCAUUUCUCUGAUGUUGUUUUCAGAAUGUAUUUAUUUAUGUCUUCUGUUGCGUAUUUCCAUCUGGAAUCAUAUUUUGUCAGACAGCUGGUGCUUUAUUGCUUCUUACUGAACUCCAGGUCUCUGGAGGUUGUUUGAAUGAAAAGAACGAUGUGACCCGAUCCAUCCUUUCCGCAAGCCAGAACAGAUGUUCCGUCCUACUGACCACCCAAUACAACAAGCUGCUAUAUUGUGAUGUAGUAGUAGGAGGUCUUCAUCCAACGACAAACAAAUAAAUUACAAAUAUUAGCACAAAA